CUCAGAGUUCAGAGGUAUGGCUCUACAGACGACAGCAGCACUCCAGAAGUCCGAAAUUAACGUCGAAGAGCUUUGCCUGGUUGCUCCUGCUCAAGCCACUGACGAUCAGCCGCUCUACCUCUCCAAUUACGAUCAGCAAGUCCUGUUUAACCUCGAGUCUGUGUACUUCUAUCCCCCGUCACCGCACAGGAGCGAUGAGAAUGUUGUCGACGUGCUACGAGCCGCACUGAGCAAACUUCUGGUCCCGUACCACUUCAUGGCUGGAAGGCUGAGAAUGAACGCCCGAGAGAAACGUGUCGAGGUAGAUUGCAACCGAGCAGGAGCACUUUUCGUCGCAGCCACCACCAAUGUCACACUCGCAGAUCUUCAAGACGGCCCGACUUUGGUCAGUCUUCUCAAAGACUUCAUUCUGCACUCGCCCGCCUCGCACCAAGUUUCCGAUGCCCCGCUUCUCACACUCCAGGUGACCAAGUUCAAAUGCGGAGGCUUUGUCGUUGGCAUUUCGAGAAACCACGCUCUCGUUGGCGGGACUUCGGGGGACGACUUCCUUGCAAACUUAACCGCUGCUGCAAGAGGACAAGAGUUCCCAGUGAAGCCGGUAGCGGAUAGGAGGCUGCUCAGAGCCAGAGAUUUACCCAAUCCCAGCUACGAGCACUUCGAGUAUAUGAAAGUUGACCAAGUACCCCAGGACAGCUACUUCACGACUCCCAAUUCACUGUCUCAACUGAAGCUGAAUGGUAACUUUGGAGCACACUUUGGACUCUGGAAAACCUUCAAUUUUCCCACCGAAGUGCUGAAUUCUCUGAAGGCCCGAGCUCUAGCAGACGGUUUGCUGUCCAGGUGCACAACCUUCGAAGCGCUCGCCACCAAAGUCUGGCAAGCCCGAACCCAGGCUCUAAGCAUGGAUCCUGAUCAAACUUCCAACUUGGUCUUUGUUGUCGACAGCCGAAAGGUACUGACUCCAUCUCUUCCGGUAGGAUUCACUGGCAACACCCUCAGCUUAGCCUGUGCCAGAAUGCCACCUCGAGAUCUAGCUGAGAAACCGUUCUCGGCCUGUGUCGAGGAAGUCCAAGUUGCCAAAGCCAGAAUUACGGACGGCUACGUGAGGUCUGCAAUAGACUGGCUGGAGCUGAAUCACGCUGUCCCGGCUGUUAACAGUGGCAUCUACCUUUCGUCCUGGGCGAAUUUUUCCUUCCACAAAGUCGACUUUGGCUGGGGACCUCCCAGCCAUACAAUCUUCAUCCCCGGCGAGAGAGGCAACAACUGCGUUAUUUUCCUUCCCAGCAAGCAAGGCCUCGAUGUCUGCCUCGCUCUAGAACCGCAUCAAGCGUCGGCCUUCCAAAACUGCACAGGGAGUAUCCUCAAAUGGCCACCACCUCCCCGUUCCCGUGCCGAAAGCUAUGCGACACAACAACGAGCUGGAACCGGUAACCAAGCACGUUACUACUCCACUUCUAGUAAUAUCAUAGGUGCCUUGAGAAAGAACUUAAAAAGAUGGCGAAUCUGAAAGUCGCAUGUGACAAAAAGCUGUGGAAAGGAAAAAGAAUAAUCCACUCACAACU
Messenger RNA from Selaginella moellendorffii, 1562 nucleotides. RefSeq names its product omega-hydroxypalmitate O-feruloyl transferase. Lineage: Eukaryota; Viridiplantae; Streptophyta; Lycopodiopsida; Selaginellales; Selaginellaceae. The transcript is spliced from 2 exons. The coding region runs from base 17 to 1507 and encodes 496 amino acids. Gene Ontology annotation, molecular function: acyltransferase activity, transferring groups other than amino-acyl groups. The record is from RefSeq and is a predicted model, not a curated record.